Molecule: messenger RNA, 1436 nt
Organism: Glycine soja
Lineage: Eukaryota; Viridiplantae; Streptophyta; Magnoliopsida; Fabales; Fabaceae
Product: salicylate carboxymethyltransferase-like
Exons: 4
Coding region: 56-1177 (373 amino acids)
Biological process (GO): methylation
Molecular function (GO): S-adenosylmethionine-dependent methyltransferase activity
Source: RefSeq, a predicted model, not a curated record
ACAAGUAAAAGACCGAGAAAGAGUGGAGUAUAGAUAAAACUACAGAAAUUGGAGAAUGGAAGUAGCACAGGUACUGCACAUGAACGGUGGCGUUGGAGACGCAAGCUAUGCAAACAACUCCUUUGUUCAGCAAAAGGCGAUUUGUUUGUCAAAGCCCAUAAGAGAGGAAGCCAUAACAGGUCUCUAUUGCAACACAGUCCCGAGAAGCUUGGCAAUUGCAGAUUUAGGUUGCUCUUAUGGACCAAACACUUUGUCUGUUGUGUCUGAAUUCAUCAAAACUGUGGAGAAACUUUGCCGGAAGCUAAACCAUAAAUCUCCAGAAUACAAGGUCUUUCUGAAUGAUCUCCCUGGGAAUGACUUCAACAACAUCUUUAUGUCCCUUGACAACUUCAAAGAGAAAUUGUGUGAUGAAAUUGAAACUGGGGUUGGUCCAUGCUACUUCUUUGGGGUUCCCGGUUCCUUCUAUAGCAGGGUUUUCCCAAAUCAAAGUCUGAAUUUUGUCCAUUCCUCUUAUAGUCUUCAAUGGCUUUCUAAGGUUCCUGAGGGUGUAAACAAAAACAGGGGCAAUAUUUACAUAGGCAGUACAAGCCCUUCAAAUGUUGGGAGAGCUUACUACGAACAAUUUCAGAGAGAUUUUUGUGUUUUUCUAAAGUGUCGUGCAGAGGAAUUAGUUGAAGGAGGUCGCAUGGUUCUCACAAUUUUGGGAAGAAGAAGUGAUGCUGAGAAUCCAGCUAUCAAGGAGGGCGGUUAUAUUAUCUGGGAGCUUAUGGCUACAGCUCUUAAUGAUAUGGUCAUGCAGGGAAUCAUAAAGGAAGAGCAAUUGGAUACUUUUAACAUUCCUCAAUACACUCCAUCUCCAUCUGAAGUGGAAUUGGAAGUUCUUAAAGAAGGAUCAUUUGCCAUCAACCGUCUAGAGCUUGCUGAAGUGAAUUGGAACCCUCUUGAUGAUCUGAACGCUCUUGACUUUGAAUCUGAGAGGUCUGAAUCACUCCGUGACAAUGGAUAUAGUUUGGCACAGUGCAUGAGAUCUGUGGCAGAACCUAUGCUAGUUAACCAAUUUGGCGAAGAUAUUAUUGAAGAGGUUUUUAGUCGCUACCAAAAACUCUUGGCUGAUCGUAUGUCUAAGGAGCAAACUAAGUUCAACAAUAUUACUAUAUCAUUGACUAGAAAAGCAUAAGCAAAGAAGUUCUUUUUACUUCUUAGGAAUCAUAAACAUAUAUAAGAAGAUUUAUAAUAACUCUGCCAUUUGCUUAUUCAAUUGAGUUAUCCCUUAAUACAUAACCAAGAAUUUGCAUCUAUAGUUUUUCAAAGGGAUUAUUGUACGUGUUGUUGUUACUGUUUGCUUGCUCAUUUUUCCCCUUCUACCAAUUAACUAGCAAUAAACUAUAUAUAGGAGUAUUGUAGGUAUCACCUUUGGUGGUGGCCUUUUCUUUUUA